CAAAGAUAAAUAUCUACCUGACAGAUCAACUCUUUCGGCACAGCACAGCACAGGACAUUGGACCAGUCUUCGUUUCUGUCUUCUCCUUCACUCUCCUCCCUGCUGUGAAUUCUUCUCUCCUUGUCUAGGUUUCGCGGAUUUCGAUCCUACCGCCGCUGAUCAGAUUGAUCAGUCAUGGAGAUGGAAGAUUUGUAUAUGGAUUUUGGAUAGAAUUUGUUUUUUUUUUUCCCCCUUUUCGUUUCUUCAAUUUUUAAUUUUUGGUCCCUGUUUCUUCUUCGCAAACUCAACAAGACUUUAUUUUAAUUUUUCGUUUGGCGUUCCUUCCACUGUACCGGGUGAAAAGGAAUAGUUGGUUCUGUGGGCUGCAAUGUCGAUCGCCAGUGUGGCUCUUAGCCCUGUAUACGAAGAUUGUUGGAAUUUCUCUGGUCAUGCUUUUGAUAAGAAUGGCGUGUGGUCGGACGAUUCCAUCUUGAUUUUUCUUACUGUUGGUGGCUCUGUGAUUCCUAUGCGAGUGCUAAAUUCUGAUUCUAUUGCUUGUGUAAAACUUAGAAUUCAAAAACACAAUGGCUUCUAUGUGAAGAGACAGAAACUUGUCUUUGAUGGGAAAGAAUUAGCUAGGAAUAAUUCUAGUGUUCAGGACUAUGGCGUGACUGAUGGAAAUGUGUUGCAUUUAGUUCUUAGGCUAUCUGAUCUCCAGGCCAUCACUGUUCGAACUGUGUGCGGGAAGGAGUUUGAGUUCCAUGUUGAUAGGAAAAGGAAUGUAGGAUAUGUGAAACAGCAAAUAGCUAAGAAAGGGAAAGGCUUUGUUGAUCUUAAGGAUCAGGAAUUGUUAUGUAACGGUGAGGAACUUGAAGAUCAGAGACUCAUAAGUGAUAUAUGUAAAAGUAAUGUUGCUGUUGUUCACUUUCUUGUGCGUCGAUCGGUGAAAGUUCGAGCCAAGCCUGUGGACAACGACUUUGAAGUCUCUAUUAUUGCUUCAGAGUUUGAUGACAAUAGGACGGCUGAUGCUGUAGGUGAUAGAAAAACCGAGGAGGAUUUGCUGGCUGAGAAACUUCAGGCUGCAUUAAGUAAAUCUUUGGAGAAAGAAUUUAUUCUAGAACCAGUUGUAGUUAAUCCUAAUACUGAAUUGUCAACAGUUAUUAAUCAACUUCUUAAUGAAACUUACAAUGGACUGGAGCAAGGCAUCCCCCCAGUUAGAUCGAGUGAGGGUGCAGGUGGUGCUUAUCUGAUGCAAGAUUCAUCUGGUCAGAAGUAUGUCUCUGUCUUUAAGCCAAUUGACGAGGAGCCUAUGGCUGUGAACAAUCCUCGAGGGCUACCCUUGUCAGCCAAUGGUGAAGGCUUGAAAAAAGGGACACGAGUUGGCGAAGGGGCUUUAAGGGAAGUUGCUGCAUACAUCUUGGAUUCUCCAAAUGGUGAACAUAGUGGUUUUGCUGGUGUCCCCCCAACAGUAUUGGUCAAAUGCAGGCAUAAGGAAUUCAAUUAUCCCAAUGGAUAUGACCCAAAAACUGUUAAGAUUGGAUCCUUGCAAAUGUUCAUGGAGAACUGUGGAAGCUGUGAGGAUAUGGGACCUCGUCUUUUCCCAGUUGAUGAAGUUCACAAGAUAUCUGUGCUUGACAUUAGGUUGGCAAAUGCAGAUAGGCAUGCUGGUAACAUCCUGGUUCAUAAAAAUGUUGAGGAUGGUCAAGUCCGGCUCAUUCCAAUUGAUCAUGGUUACUGCUUGCCGGAAAAUGUAAGCAUGCGCUGUUGUUGCUCAAUUGCUCCUGUCAUUUUCCCUAUUACAAUUUAUGAGACUCGAAACUGUGAAACUUAAUUUUUCUUUCUUUGUUGUGCCCUGUAUGGUAUGAGCUCGUUUCGGUGAUGUUUCUUGUAAUACAUGUUGACUGGAAUGGUGCCUGUAAUCUGUCUGCAAGCAGGGAAUUUCCCCUUACAGACUGAUUGUCAAGUCGUAGCCAAUUAUGCUUACACAGAGAGAAUGUUUCAAUGUUCAGUAUUUUAUUACUCAACUCUGGACAAUUUGUAGCUGGGAAUAACACAAUGUAAUCAAGCCCUGAUGCUGAGAUUGUCAAAGAUAAUGAUGAUUGUUUAUACAUUUUGUUUCUUUGGUGUGGUUUUGAUGGCUGAUUUGUCUAUGGCUUCUCUUAUGUUUCUUCUGUCCUGUAGAAAUUUCCUUGCUUUUUUUUAGCUGUUUCUCAGAGUUGUUUUGUUGCAGUUUGAAGACUGCACCUUCGACUGGCUCUAUUGGCCUCAAGCACGCCAACCAUAUUCUGCAGAGACAACUGCUUACAUAAAGUCUCUUGAUGCUGAGAAAGAUAUCGAGCUACUGAAGUUUUAUGGAUGGAAUCUUCCCCAUAAAUGCGCGCAAGUUCUUCGCAUCUCAACUAUGCUGCUGAAGAAAGGUGCAGAGAGGGGGCUUAGUCCAUUUGCUAUUGGAAGCAUCAUGUGCAGAGAGACGUUGAAGAAGGAAGCAGUCAUUGAGCAAAUCGUUCGAGAAGCACAGGAAGCCGUGCUUCCUGGAAGUAGUGAAGCAGCAUUUAUGGAGGCGGUAUCAGCGAUCAUGGAUGGUUAUCUUGAUAAACUGUCAGCAAAUUCCAUCAAGUAAAUCUGUAGAAAUAGAGUAUGUGCAUUGCAAAUCGUGUCUAGCUGGUAUCGAACAGUUCCCUCAUCUUGCCACUUUAUCCAUCUUGUAAAUUUUGUCCGUGACAGUAUUGUUACCGUCGUCCUCCAUCCCUUGCCCAUAUGGCUGUUAAAUAUCCGAAACCAAAGUGUUGGGUGACAAUAUCCUGAUCUAGUUAUUUCAAACAAACAACUAUCCCCUGAAUCUUCAUUUCUGUCAUUUGGUAUUCUGUUUUUAUCCCUUUUGGUUUCUAAUUUCCACAAGGAAAUAAGAUAAACAGUGCCUUAAAAAAAUAACAAGAUAAGCAAUAACAGAAAACAUUUUUGAGCAUACAGAAAGUACAUCACUAGUUCACUAUGAAUAACAAAAGUGCCAUAUGCUGAUUCUUUGUCGGUUUUCUUGUUAAAUUUACUACACUAAAAGUAUGGUUCCUCUCAGAACAGUCCCUUCCAUUAGUUGUUCUGAUGCAUUUACUCCUUUUUCCUUUCGAACAGCAUGCCACCGAUGCAAAUUUCCCACCACUCGGACAAAAUUAGCUACUAUAGCAUUUUUAAAUACUGUGAAGAAUCCAAUGUCACCGACAAGACGCGGGACUCUUAUUACUUUUGAACAAUGGAUUACUGUUGAUUGGUAUCCAAGUUUGAUCAGACAACUGAUUGGUAUUGAUCGAUACAGAAAUAAAGUUAGACAAGUGACGAAUGAAAAAAAAACACGAGUAUUCCAGCAUGAAGCAGAAGAUCUGAAUUACCACAUGAAAAAGGUAAGAAUUUGAUUUUUAAAAAAAACACUUGGAUACUAGUACUAACGACAGUUGAUAAAAUACUUUAGAAGCUAUACCUAUACCUUAAUCACCAGUAAAUUGGCCACUGGUGAACUCAAAGAGCUGUUAAACUGAACGUAUACCCCUAUGGAUCUCUGAUCUUUACUUAGAGUCACGUACAGAGCUUCGGUUUUAAGCAGUAACAUUUAUUGAAUUAUUAUGUAAAACAAAAAAUAGACAACAACUAUAUGUACCAUCCAAAUUAACAGGACAUAUAUUCAACCUCCUUUCUUCUGAUUAACAAUUUGGAGUUGAGAACAUCCUUUCCACCUUUUCAGGUCGAUAGUCCAGCCAUGAAAGCAACGCCAGUGGAAGGCAGCCACGACGAUCCAUAGAUAAACUGACCAACGGUGAACUUGCUGGCAUCUGCAGCGGUGGUCAAGAUAUGAUAGCCCGGCCAUUUAACCCGCUGUCCCAGGGCCGCCCCGGGUCCAUAAUUCAUGUACUCAGCAUAGUACAAUGUAUCAAGUGCAAAUGUUGCAUUCCAUUCCAGCCAUCCCCUUGGGUGAACAUGAUCCCCAAUGUUUGAUAACAUCACAACCGUUCUUGAAUACAACUUCCACGGGCGGCCUAGAUACGUUUGGAAGCUGCCUUUUGAUGCUUCAAGAUCAGAUGUUGCCAAAAACCUGCAGGCAUGGAUUGAGAUUCCGGUGUUUUGAUUCGGGUCUUUUCUGUUUUGGGCUGUCACAGUGUUUUUCUGUGAGGGCAUUGGUUUUCGGGCGUAUAAGCUGCAGUUCUGGAAAACAACUGCAGCAUUGCCAAAUAUGAAAUCUACGGUUCCAUAAACGUCGCAUUCCCUGUAGAAUUGACGCUGCGAGUGUACAUAUAAGGUGUCUUGGUAUCCAAUUAUGCUGCAACGGUACACCACGGCGUGAUCAGCGCCAACUCGAAGAGCAACGGCUUGAUGUUUACCAGGGCCCGCCCAGUUUUCAAAUGUGAUGUCCCUGGCAAUGAAGCCAGCACCUGUAGCCGCUGCAUUUCAAAAACAAACAUAAAAAAUGCUGAUUUAGUCCAAAAAAAUAUAAGAAUGUCCAAUAGAAUUCGAAGGACUACUUAAUUUAAAGAAGUCAGUGAUUAAUUAGCAUCCGCGUAACAGAGUAUGUAAGGGGGAUCAAAGUUAUACGAAGCAUCUUAUCAUAAAAUUUUACGCUGACUGUCAACUUAACGCGACGUUGUUUUCCUUAUGGUAGUAGACAACAAUACAAAUCGUUGUACUAGACAAGAGUUGCAUCUAGCUAGCAUUGAUAUAAUGACAGGAAAAACUGAACAAACGAGGAAGUUUCUCACGCUCAAUAAUGCAAAAAGCCCCAUGUAGGCAAGCAAGUUGAGGAUGUAUAAGUAUCACAUUCAUAACCAAGGGAUGGAGAUUAGAGAAAGCCCCACUUACAUUUCCUUUUUAAUUGAGGCCACCAAACUUAGUAGUAGAGGGUCACAUCACUAAUUCACUAUCCUUACAUUCUAGUGCAGAGGUGGUGGGUGAUCACAAUUUAAGAACCCAAAGGUGGAGGACUAAAAUACAAGAAUCAAAAGACAGGGUGUGCUAUGUUGGAAGUUAAUGCAAAUAUGUGUUCUGUGCUUCCUCAAUCAAGAAAAAAAAAAUCAAGAGGAGUCAGAAUUAAGUGCAUCACUUUAGUGACACGGCAUAACUCACUUUAUAACAGUUUUAAUGCAACGAAGUAAAUUCCCAAAAAUAUGAAUGAGCCUACCCAUGAAAUUCCUUUUUCCCUUCAUUUUGCCAAAACGAGAAUAUCUUCCCCUUUUUGAGUUAAUUAUGAACAUUUACUAGCAAGAAUUGGUUCAAUCAAUCUUGUAUGUACUUUACAUCAGUUAACUUUUCACAGUUAAGACGCGUUAGUACUCCAUUCACAAAUCAUAUAGAAUUUGCAAAUCUAAGGCCUAACCUUUUUAUUCUUUCCAGAAAAGGCAACCAAAUUAAAGGCAAAAAGAAAAAAAAAACAGGAAAGAAUGGAAAUGCAACAGUGACAAAUCUAGCCUCCUGUUAACUUUUAGUGAAAACUGAAAAGGUAAUCAUGCCGAUGGGAGGAAAACUGUUAAUUAGAUAGUCUCGUAACUUAAUUAAGUAGUACUUCCUCCGUCCCACAAAAACAGCCCACAUUGAGUUAUGAGUUUUGUAUUAUUUUUAGUAUAAAUUUGAAAACUCAAUGUGGACUAUUUUUUUGGGACGGAGGUAGUACUAUAAACUAACAGAUUGACAAGCAUAAAGUGAUUGUUAU
Molecule: messenger RNA, 5668 nt
Organism: Oldenlandia corymbosa var. corymbosa
Lineage: Eukaryota; Viridiplantae; Streptophyta; Magnoliopsida; Gentianales; Rubiaceae
Source: the annotation of a GenBank genome assembly